Molecule: messenger RNA, 543 nt
Organism: Linnemannia hyalina
Lineage: Eukaryota; Fungi; Mortierellomycota; Mortierellomycetes; Mortierellales; Mortierellaceae
Source: the annotation of a GenBank genome assembly
AUGUUCAUGCUUUCGUGGAUUCGCUCUUCUGACACCCAGGCCGCCAGCAACAACAACAAGGCCACCACUCCCUCCUCGACUACCUCGGACGACCACCACCACCAGUCGGACGACUGGGUCUUCCUCCCCGCAGAUGAAGAGACAAUGAUGAACGCCUCCAUCUCCGACCUCCAGCUCCUCUCAGCCUCCACCAUGAUCCUUCGUCCUUCCUCCACACAUCCCGCCUCUUCUUCUCGGACAGCCACCUCCUCAUCUUCCGUAUCAACAACAGCAGUGGUGCACAAGUCGCGGAGGCAGCUCAAGCAAGAAAAACGUCUCCAACAGGCACAGGACGACCUCGAACGCCGACCGCGCUAUGACCCCAUGAUUGCCAAGAUGCGCGACUAUGAGUUUAAGCUUGCAAAGCUUCAAAAGUUGGGGAUGCGGUCGGGUCGGAUUGCGAGCUCAACGACGGGUGGGGCCCAUUCUGUCAAGUCUAUGAGGGGUGCUGGGGCUUCUGGAGGCCCUCAGGUGUCUGCCCCUCCUGCUACCACUGCCUGCUAG